Molecule: messenger RNA, 702 nt
Organism: Rodentolepis nana
Lineage: Eukaryota; Metazoa; Platyhelminthes; Cestoda; Cyclophyllidea; Hymenolepididae
Source: the annotation of a GenBank genome assembly
AUGUCUGAAGAUGUGGUCGACUUAAACAUUGGUGGAUGCUUCUACUCAGCUCAGCUAUCGACACUUAAUUCAAUAAGUGGUUCUAGGCUCGCCGACUGGUUCAGCAAAUCACCCACGGAAAAAUUACCUCAAGAUAAAAACGGACGCAUUUUCAUCGACAGAAAUGGCGAAAUCUUCUCAUUCAUUCUAGACUAUCUGCGUAAUUCAAAAUCUGUUGUUCUCCCACAUACUUCAGUAGAUUUGGAACGCCUGAGAAUAGAAGCCGAGUUUUAUAAGCUUCCAAACUUAGUUUCGGAUAUUCAAGAGGCCAAGAAGUCGUUAUCAAGUACAAUCACACUUAGUUACAGAGGACAUGUUCCGAAUGGACGAGAGAAUCUUGUUGACGUCCGCUUUCGUAAGAUCACUCGUAUACUUGUAUCGGGAAAAAGCUCAGUUUGUCGUGAAGUCUUCGGAGAGACUCUAAAUGAAAGUAGAGCUCCAGAUUGCGGACCUGAAGAUAAUCGAUACUCCAGUCGAUACUAUUUAACUCACAACACCCUAGAAAUGGCUUUCGAUAAACUUCUUGAAUCUGGAUUCUCUUUAGCUGGCUGCUGUGGUGAGACAGCGGUCGUGUCAGGAACUCCAAGAACUAAGACUUUAGGCGAUUACGAUGACAGUAAAAGUCAAUUCUUCCAUGAAUUUUACUUCGUUCGCUGCAAGUAA